AUGGCCGGCGAUCUCUUCCGCCGUGAUAGACCUUUCCACCAACUCGAUGGCUUAUACACCGAAUGGUCCGAACACCUAACCAAAAACUGCAUCCCUCUCUUCCGCCAAUCUCAACGUUCCGACGUCAAUAACUACGCCGUUCUCCGCGACAUACGCUCAUACUACGACACUCUAAACCACUACGCCACUAAAGACACAGUCCUCUACUUACUCUUCCCCUCAUGGCGCAGCAACUCCCUUGAGACUCCGAUUCUCUUCCUCGGCGACAUACACCCUCGUCUUUUCACCGAUCUUAUCCAGUCUUUCAUCGAUCAAGAUCCAAUCUGCAGCACUUACAGUGAUCUUGCUGCGUGGGAAGAACUAUCGUCCGAGCUCCAGAACACUAUUAACGGAACGGUCUCGGGUCUACUAGGUCGGAUGAGGGGAGCACUGGACGGUUUUAUAAGACGUUUCUCGGGUAAGUUUGUAUCGUCGUUUCUUGGUUCUCGGAGUGGAACGGUAGUAAUGGAGACGGCGACUUCAGUGAUGGAGGAGGAUGAUAGUGUGAUCAUGGAGGAGCUUGUGAGAAUCUUCGUUGAAGCGAAUAAACUGAGGAAAGAUACGAUCACCCACAUUGUUGAAGUGUUAAACAUGAAUCAAUUGGCUCUCUUUCUUGAAAGCUUUUGCAAGUUUCUUGCUGGGUUUAAACAUCAGGAUCAGGCUUUUCAGAAUUCUCUAUUUGGUAAACAUCUCAUUAUCCAGCAGCGUCCACCACAUGUUGACCAGCUCUUCCAGCCUUUUGCUCCAUCCAGAUUGGUCCCGAAUUAUCCUUCUCCCCGCAUGAUGCAGCAUUAUGUACCUCUGCUUCUACCAGUUGGCCACCAGCGCUUCCCUCCUUUUGCUCCAUCCGGAUUGGUUAUUGCACAACAGAAUUAUCAUCCGCCCAUGAUGCAGAAGUAUGCACCUCAGCAACAUACACCUGAACAGGGUCACGUUAUAUAUGUUGGGAACUUGGCCCCAGCGGCCACGCAGGAGUUGCUACUACAGGAGUUCAGUCGUUAUUAUCAUUCGGUCAGGGAAACAAGGAUUUGCUUUGACGAAAGAAGUGGACACAAAUAUGGUUUUGUUAGCUUUGCAGAUGAAAGGGAGAAAUGGCAUGCUAUGGAGGCAAUGAACCGUAAAUUCUUUUUAGGUAGGGAAAUGUAUAUUGGUCUUGCAGCUAAGAACUCUAUCUAG
Messenger RNA from Eruca vesicaria subsp. sativa (arugula), 1215 nucleotides. The record is from the annotation of a GenBank genome assembly. NCBI's taxonomy places the organism in Eukaryota, Viridiplantae, Streptophyta, Magnoliopsida, Brassicales, Brassicaceae.